CUUAGCACACAGAUACAGCAUAACGUCUAUUUCAGCCCCGCUGUAAGUGAUACCGCACUAAGGAACACUUUCAUCAAACUCCGUUGGGGGACAGAACACUACCCAGGCUACAGGCCAUUUAUGUGUAAUUUUUUUGUUGCUGAAUAAUAACCUUUAAAAAAAAACUGUGCCGAAAAAGCUGAAGUUUCCAGUAAUCGUACCAAACUGUUUAAUUUUUGUGCGCUCUUGGAUGGAAGUUUAUGCGCAUUGUUAAAACGCUGUUACACAUGAUCAAUGAAACGGUCUUCCAUACAAGCGAUUUGCACCAUUUGUUGCAAGAGAGAGCAUUUUAAAACACACGCAGGGCUAUUUCAUGUAAAUCAAGCGACAUGGACCAUCAGCAUCUCUCCUGCCGCCCGCGAUUGAACCACAGUUAACCCACGAUAUCUGAAGAGGAAUUACAUAGGCUCUUUGAGUUAUAAAAAAAUAUUCUGCAAUCAUUGCCUUUGCCUCUCGCAUGUGGACCAUAGACUUUUUUAGGACAUGGAUCAUUUGCUGUAGUGGAUAACCCUUCCCUGAUGUGUGUUUUUUGUUUGAUUCCCGCUACCAGAAGAGGAUCUUUUUUUCUCCACUUUUCCACUUCAGUGUAAUUCUAUGGCACUUCUUCUUCUAAAGCACUGAUGUCGCUACGUGACGGGAAUUGCGAUUGAUUUUCCAUAUUCUGUUUCAAGGGAUAGAAGGUCAACAUUACUAUCACUAGUGUCAAGUAAAGACAGUGACAGAGUUGCAGCCUUAAGAAAAAAAUACUCCCACCCUCUCUGAUUAUGGACUUAGCAGGUCAUGCUCAUGUGCUGGUGGUGUUACUCACCUGCCUGGUCUUGCUGUCCUGGGCCCAAGAGAAGGACUACACGGUGAGGGAGGAGCAGCCCGAGAAUGUCCGCAUCGGGAACCUACGGAAGGACUUGGACCUGAACCUUGACCCUGACUUCAAGCUGUCCUCGCCACUGCAGUUUAAGCCCGUCUACAAAACGGGCGAUGUGCCUUUGGUGAGGGUAGAGGCCAACACCGGGGAGAUCUUCACCACGGCUCACCGCAUCGACCGAGAGAAGCUCUGCUCAGGAGUAUUCAACGAGAAGCGCUGCUUCUACGAGAUCGAGGUCGCCGUUCUGCCUGACGAGAUCUUCCGUCUGGUUAAGAUCCGGUUCCUGAUUGAGGACAUCAAUGACAACGCUCCACUCUUCCAGUCCACCGUAAUAAACAUCUCCAUCCCAGAGAACACAGCCAUCAACACCCGGUACCCCGUGCCCUCUGCAUUUGACCCAGACGUGGGGAUCAAUGGGAUCCAACACUAUGAACUUGUCAAGAGUGUAAGUGAGUUUGGCCUAGACAUCAUCGAGACCCCAGAGGGAGACAGAUGGCCUCAGCUGAUCGUCCAGCAGAGCCUGGACCGCGAGCAGAAGGACACCUUCGUCAUGAAGAUCAAGGUGGAGGACGGAGGAACGCCACCCAAGUCCAGCACGGCCAUCCUCCAGGUCACCAUCUCCGACGUCAACGACAAUCGACCGGUCUUCAAGGACAGUGAGGUGGAGGUGAACAUCCCUGAGAACGCCCCCAUUGGAACCUCCGUCACCCAACUCCACGCCACAGACGCAGACCUCGGCUCCAACGCCCAGAUCCACUUCUCCUUCUCCAACCAGAUCUCCUCAUCCACCAAGAGGCAUUUUUCCAUAGACAGCACCACCGGGCUGAUCACUGUCAAGCAGCCCUUAGACAGAGAAGCCACUCCAGUCCACAAACUCAUCGUCCUGGCCAGCGACGGCAGCUCCACUCCCUCCAGAGCUACGGUUAUCGUCAACGUAACGGACAUUAAUGACAACGUUCCGUCCAUAGACACUCGGUAUAUAAUGAACCUUGUAAAUGGAACGGUUCUACUGUCAGAGAAUGCUCCUCUCAACACAAAAAUAGCCCUAAUUACAGUGACGGACAAGGACUCGGAUCUGAACGGCAAAGUGACUUGUUACACUGACCAUGACGUUCCUUUCAGGUUAAAGCCAGUCUUUAAUGACCAGUUCCUGCUGGAGACUGCGGCCCCCUUAGAUUACGAAACAACCAGGGAAUAUGCAAUUAAGAUAGUAGCGUCGGAUUCAGGGAAGCCUCCUUUGAACACGUCAGCGAUGGUUUUAAUAAAAAUUAAGGACGAGAAUGACAACGCUCCCAUCUUCCCUCAACCUGAGAUUCAGCUGUCCAUACCAGAGAACAAUGAUCCAUCCACGCAGCUCAUAAAGAUCAGUGCCACGGAUGCCGACAGCGGACAUAAUGCAGAGAUUAUUUAUUCUCUUGGCCCUGACGCUCCUGAUGGGUUUAACAUAGAUAGACGGUCAGGAAUCCUCUCCGUUGGCAAACGCCUGGACAGAGAGAAGCAGGAGAAGUAUUCGUUCACUGUCAUGGCAAGGGACAAUGGGUCUACUUCCCUGCAGAGCAAUGUCACAGUGAGGUUAAUAGUGCAGGACCUCAACGACAACAGCCCAGCUUUCACCCAUCCUGAGUAUAACUUCUAUGUGCCUGAGAACCUGCCUCUGUACGGGACCGUGGGCCUGAUCACCGUCACAGAUUCUGACGCAGGUGACAACUCCGUCAUAACACUGUCCAUCCUGAAUGGGAAAGACAAUUUCCUUAUUGAUCCCCAGACCGGUGUAAUCAAACCCAACCUCACGUUUGAUAGAGAGCAGCAGAGCUCAUACACUUUUAUGGUGAAGGCUAUAGACGGAGGGCAACCACCCAGCACUUCAUACGCCAAGGUCACCAUAAACGUUGUGGAUGUCAAUGACAAUCGACCCGUUUUUGUUAUCCCCUCGUCCAACUACUCUUACGAUCUGGUCCAGUCUACCACCAGCCCUGGGUCUGUGGUUACCAGGGUGUUCGCUAUAGACAAUGACACUGGCAUGAAUGCUGAGCUGCAGUACAGCAUCAUUGGGGGAUCACCAAGAGGGCUGUUUGCCAUAGACAAAACAACUGGUAAUAUAACUCUGCAGGAGAAGAUAGUCUCAGCCGAUCAGGGUUUACACAGGCUAGUGGUGAAAGUCAAAGACCUGGGCCAGCCAGAGUCCUUACACGCAAUCGCCCUCAUUCACCUGUUCAUUAACGAGACUGUAUCCAACGCUACGUUCAUUCAAGAGCAGCUACGUAAGAGCUUGGAGACUCCAUUGGACCGUAACGUGGGAGACAGUGAGGUCACACCCCAAGCCAACGGAUACGUGAUUGUUGUCAUCGCUAUUAUAGCUGGGACUAUGACAGUUAUCUUAGUCAUCUUUGUGACGGCCUUGGUGCGCUGCCGUCAGACGCCCAGGCACAAAGUGGUGCAGAAGGGCAAGCAGAGCGGCGAGUGGGUGUCGCCCAACCAGGAGAACCGUCAAAUCAAGAAGAAAAAGAAGAAAAAGAAGAGAUCCCCUAAGAGCCUCCUCUUGAACUUUGUCACCAUAGAAGAAUCCAAGCCUGAUGAUCCCAGCCAGGAGCACAUUAAUGGAACCCUGGACCUGCCUGUGGAGCUAGAUGAGCAGACCAUGGGGAAAUACAACUGGGCCACUACGCCGACCACCUUCAAACCUGACAGCCCAGAUUUAGCCAAGCAUUACAAGUCUGCCUCCCCCCAGCCAACCUUCCAAAUCAAACCAGAGACCCCGAUGGCGCCCAAUAAACACCACGUGAUUCAGGAGCUCCCGCUAGACAACACGUUUGUGGUGGGCUGUGACUCGCACUCCAAGUGCUCCUCCACCAGCUCAGACCCGUACUCGGUCUCAGAGUGCAGCUGUCAGGGGGGAUUCAAGACUUCUGGGCAAAUCCACACCAGACAGAAUCAGGGCCAGACACCAGAGAAGUCCUUCAGCUCAGUCGCAUCUACUUGUCCCCAUAAGGAGGGUUGUCUUCUCAGCAAGAUAACGUCUGCAAACACCCAGCGUCGUGUGACGUUCCACCUCCCGGAUGGUUCUCAGGAGAGCUGUAGCGACAGUGGUCUAGGGGACCACGAGCCCAGCAGCACUGCCAGCACCACUCAGCCUCUCCCCCUCGGCUUCCCCCAGGAAGAGUACUAUCAACAGACCUCGCCCAACAGCCGCACCGAGGGAGACGGAAACUCUGACCCUGAGUCCACCAUAGUUGAGGUGAACCUGGCCAAGGCGCUGGCGGAAGCCUCGGAGACGUGCACCCAGGAAUGUCUGAUCCUGGGCCACUCCGACAGCUGCUGGAUGCCCCCCUCCCUGGUGACCCAGUUCCAGUCUCCGUCCAACACGGGUACCCUGCCUACCCUGCCCUCCUUUGGCUUCCAGCACCAGCAGAGCUCCCCAUGGGCCAGAGGAGCCAAGGCGGAUGGGCGUCAGUGCCAUACCCUGGGCAGGUCUGUGCCCAAAGACGAUCUGGCUAAAGGGAUGAACCGGCCGCAGUUCUACAACACUCUGGAAAGACACUGCAGCAGCAAGAGUAAGGAGUCUGACCCCAUCAAGGUCAUCCCUCUGGCAAGCUUUUCCUCAUCUUCGUCAGGCCAGCAGACCCCAGCCAACGGAGGAUCCUCUGCCUUCUUACAUGAGCAUCAGCUGUAAGGGACCAGAGUAACACCAACCAGUUUGUCUAAAAUAUCUUGGUGUAUAUUUAACAUCUGUAGUAAGGGGCUGUAAGGGGGCAGAGUAACACCAACCAGUUUGUCUAAAGUAUCUUGGUGUAUAUUUAACAUCUGUAGUAAGGGGCUGUAAGGGGACAGAGUUUGUCUAAUGUAUCUUGAUGGUUUCUGAUUAUUGUGUGAACAUGGAAUGUGGAGGAAGGGACAAAACUGUUCCUCUGUCUCCACAAUGUUGUUCCUCACUCUCCACACUGUUGUUCCUCACUCUCCACAAUGUUGUUCCUCAGUCUCCACAAUGUUGUUCCUCACUCUCCACAAUGUUGUUCCUCAGUCUCCACAAUGUUGUUCCUCACUCUCCACAAUGUUGUUCCUCAGUCUCCACAAUGUUGUUCCUCACUCUCCACAAUGUUGUUCCUCACUCUCCACAAUGUUGUUCCUCAGUCUCCACAAUGUUGUUCCUCAGUCUCCACACUGUUGUUCCUCUGUCUCCACAAUGUUGUUCCUCAGUCUCCACAAUGUUGUUCCUCAGUCUCCACAAUGUUGUUCCUCUGUCUCCACAAUGUUGUUCCUCUGUCUCCACAAUGUUGUUCCUCAGUCUCCACAAUGUUGUUCCUCAGUCUCCACAAUGUUGUUCCUCAGUCUCCACACUGUUGUUCCUCAGUCUCCACAAUGUUGUUCCUCAGUCUCCACACUGUUGUUCCUCAGUCUCCACAAUGUUGUUCCUCAGUCUCCACAAUGUUGUUCCUCAGUCUCCACAAUGUUGUUCCUCAGUCUCCACAAUGUUGUUCCUCUGUCUCCACAAUGUUGUUCCUCAGUCUCCACAAUGUUGUUCCUCACUCUCCACAAUGUUGUUCCUCAGUCUCCACAAUGUUGUUCCUCAGUCUCCACAAUGUUGUUCCUCACUCUCCACAAUGUUGUUCCUCAGUCUCCACAAUGUUGUUCCUCAGUCUCCACAAUGUUGUUCCUCACUCUCCACAAUGUUGCACAGAAGUGGAUCUGACAAUGGCUGUAAUCAUAUAAAUGGUAGUCCUAUACCAAAGUAGAUCCGCAACAGAAACAAAAUAUAUAAAACAUCAUAAUGUAUGUUUGGUAGAGAUUUUUUGCUGAUCAGUAAUCAAAAAUAAUUUUGAUCACCUAUGCGUAUUGGAACCAGCUCAGCGGCACCUUCCUCCACACAAUUUACUUAACGAUAAACGAAACGCAAACACACAGUAUAGCUUUGUGAACCCAAGGUGAAUGUUGUAUAUGUCCAAUCUCUGGUGAAAUAUUGCUUAGUGUAUCCAGCAAGACAUUCAGCUCCAGCUCCAACUGAUUAUCCAAGUUACUUUUUGCUCUCGUCUGAAUAUGUUUAUUGAAUCCUGUACAUACCUAAGACUCAAUGGACCAAAAAUGUUUCACUCUGUGUCGUGCUAACACUUUAUAUAAACAUACAGUACAUGGGCCACCCCCCAUGAUAUGCCCAACACUGUUUCUCUUCAGAUGUUUCUUGUAUGGCGAGUUAUGAUGCCUUUGACACCCCUUUCCCUGCCCUCUAUUGCAAACCUACUCAUUUUCUACAUUAUCUUCCCCACCUGAUAGGAACCUACUCAUUUGCUACAUUAUCUCCCACACAUAAUAACGACCUAUUCAUUUUCAAAUGUAUCUUCCCUGCCUAAUAGGAACCUAUUCAUUUUCUACAUUAUCUUCCCCACCUAAUAGGAACCCUACUGAUUUUCUACAUGAUCUUUCCCCUGUAAUAACAAACUACUAAUUUCAACAUUAUCUUAUCCUCCUAAUAACAACAUACUUAUUUUCUACAUUAUCUUUCCCCUGUAAAACAAACUACUAAUUUUCAACAUUAUCUUACCCUCCCAGUAAGAACCUACUCAUUUUCUACAUGAUCUUUCCCAUUGUAAUAAGAACCUACUCAUUUUCUACACAAUCUUUCCCAUUGUAAUAAGAACCCACACAUGUUCUACAUUAUCUCCUGAGAAGAAGCCUUGAACAGCACAGACAGAGGUUCCAUGCAAGGAGCUAUAACUUUUUUUUUUUUUUUUUACUUUCCCACCAUUAUUUCACUUCAUUUAUCUUCCUUUCAUAUAAUAUAACGUGUAUUGUACGCACCGUAAAUGAGUGCUAUGGAGACAAUUAAGAACAUCUCCCAGUUGUCUAGUUACUUUGAGCUGUGAUCUCCACAGUAAGUAUUAGCCGUGGUUGACAGGCUCUGCAGUAGUUGUCUACUCUCACUAAAACAUAAUGUAUUUCUAGUAGUCAGGUAAUGAAAAAGUGGAGACAUAUACAGAGUCUGGAUGCAAAUAGCUUUUUGUCUGCUUCAAUUCGAGCCCUUAUAUCGUCAGGAUAGUAACCACUAUAAUGAGAGUUUCUGUAUCCAUAUGCAAAAGCACCUUAAACUCGAAGGAUGAAUUUACCAUAUUCACAUAUUGACAUACACCCUUUUGUAAAAAUGAUUUAUCAUACGUUUUAUCCACUGUAUCUUUGAUUCAACCAUAUUUCCAUAGUUUCAAGGGAGUUCAUUCUGGAUGACCACUGACUGUCAUGGAUUCGGGAAACAUUGCAUGACCAUCACCAGUUAACAUAUUUAAAUUAAAUGUGUCCUCUAGCGGCUUGUGAAAGAAACAGGACAUGUUUAGGGUACCAUUUUCCCUGCAGGGUUAGACAGUAACAGGACAUGUUUAGGGUACCAUUCUCCCUCCUCUGUUAGACAGUAACAGGACAUGUUUAGGGUACCAUUCUCCCUGCAGUGUUAGACAGUAACAUGACAUGUUUAGGGUACAAUUCUCCCUGCAGAGUUAGACAGUAACAGGACAUGUUUAGGGUACCAUUCUCCCUGCAGAGUUAGACAGUAACAGGACAUGUUUAGGGUACAAUUCUCCCUGCAGAGUUAGACAGUAACAGGACAUGUUUAGGGUACAAUUCUCCCUGCAGAGUUAGACAGUAACAGGACAUGUUUAGGGUACAAUUCUCCCUGCAGAGUUAGACAGUAACAGGACAUGUUUAGGGUACAAUUCUCCCUGCAGAGUUAGACAGUAACAGGAUAUGUUUAGGGUACCAUUUUCCCUGCAGAGUUAGACAGUAACAGGACAUGUUUAGGGUACCAUUCUCCCUCCUCUGUUAGACAGUAACAGGACAUGUUUAGGGUCCCAUUCUCCCUGUAGGGUUAGACAGUAACAGGACAUGUUUAGGGUACCAUUCUCCCUGCAGAGUUAGACAGUAACAGGACAUGUUUAGGGUACAAUUCUCCCUGCAGAGUUAGACAGUAACAGGACAUGUUUAGGGUACCAUUCUCCCUCCUCUGUUAGUCAGUAACAGGACAUGUUUAGGGUACCAUUUUCCCUGCAGAGUUAGACAGUAACUGGACAUGUUUAGUGUACAAUUCUCCCUGCAGAGUUAGACAGUAACUGGACAUAUUUAGGGUACCAUUCUCCCUGCAGAGUUAGACAGUAACAGGACAUAUUUAGGGUACCAUUCUCCCUGUAGGGUUAGACAGUAACAGGACAUGUUUAGGGUACCAUUCUCCCUGCAGGGUUAGACAGUAAAAUGUGUCUGCGCUGGGUUGAGACUCUGCUUGCAUUCAGAUUACACUUCGGGGCAGGUAUCCAUCAGUGUAGAAAUGCAUUAGCGAAGCCGGGGUUUGUGAAAUGACAUGUGUCAUAAGAGUAUUAUAUGGAAGGGUCAAGGUCAGGGUCAAUUUCAUCUCACUUCUGGUCAAUUAAGGAAAUGUAUUGAAUUUGUAUUAAAUGAAUUGAAUAAAUCCUACUCUCUGAACACGGAUAACCUACUGCGCAACCAAGUCCCAAUCAUGAAUUGGAUUUCAAUUCCUUUUUUGCGGAGUAACGUUUCCUUUCUGUGUCAUCCUGAAACAGCUCCUCGCUGCAGUUAAAUGUUAAACACAUUUGUCUUUCAUCAAAGACAACAACUACAGACAGGACAGAGUACGUUGACAUAUGCAAACAAAUCACAAAGCACUUGCUUCCUUCAGACAGUGACAGUGAACACAGGCCUGCCAAUGUGUGCCGUGUGAUUCAGUAACAUUCCAACUGCAUUGUGCUGUAGAACGAUGAUAUUGACACUUAACAACGACUGAAACACACAAAAUCACACAAUAUACUUACAGUAUAUAUACUGAACAAAAAUAUAAACGCAACAUGUACAAUGUUGGUCCCAUAUUUCCUGAGCUGAAAUAAAAGAUCCCUGAAAUGUUUCAUACGCACAAAAAACGAAUUUCUCCCAAAUUUAUGGCACAAAUUUGUUUACGUCCCUGUUAGUGAGCACUUCUCCUUCGCCAAGAUAAUCCAUCCACCUGACAGUGUGGCAUAUCAAGAAGCUGAUUAAACGGCAUGAUCAUUACACAGGUGCACCUUGUGCUGGGGAGGCCACUCUAAAAGGCCACUCUAAAAUGUACAGUUUUGUCACACAACACAAUGCCUCAGAUGUCUGAAGUUUUGAGGGGCCGUGCAAUUGUUAUGCUGACUGCAGGAAUGUCUACCAGAGUUGAUGCCAGAAAAUGUAAUGUCAAUUUCUCUACCAUAAGCCGAGUCCAACGUCACUUUAGAGAAUUUGGCAUUAUGUCCAACCGCAGACCACAUGUAACCAUGCCAGCCCAGGACCUCCACAUCCAGCUUCUUCACCAACAGGAUCAUCUGAGACCCACCACCCAGACAGCUGAUGAAACUGUCGGUUUGCACAACCAAAGAAUUUGUGCACAAACUGUCAGAAACCAUCUCAGGGAAGCUCAUCUGUGUGCUCAUCGUCCUCACCAGGGUCUUGACCUGACAGCAGUUUGGCUUCGUAACCAACUUCAGUGGGCAAAUGAUCACCUUCGAUGGUUACUGGCACACUAGAGAUGUGUGCUCUUCAUGGAUGAAUCCCUCUUUAAACCAUACUGGGCAGAUGGCAGACAGCGUGUAUGGCGUCAUGUGAUCGAGAGGUUUGCUGAUGUCAACAUUGUGAUCAGAGUGCCCUAUGGUUGUGGUGGGGUUAUGGUAUGGGCAUGAAUAAGCUAUGGACAACGAACACAAUUGCAUUUUAUCAAUGGCAAUUUGGAUAAACAGAGAUAACGUGACGAGAUAUCCUGUGGCCCGUUCAUCAACUCAUGUUUUAGCAUGAUGAGGCACAGCCACAUGUCGCAAGGAUUUCUACACAAUUCCUGGAAGCUGAAAAUGUCCCAGUUCUUCCAUGACCUGCGUACUCACCAGACAUGUUAUCCAUUGAGCAUGUUUGGGAUGCUCUGGAUUGACGUGUACGACAGCAUGUUCCAAAUUCCCAUCAAUAUCCAGCAACUUCGCACAGCCAUUCCACAGGCCCCAAUCAACAGCCUGAUCAACUCUAUGCAAAGGAGAUGUGUCACGCAGCAUGAGGAAAAUGGUCACACCAGAUACUGACUGGUUUUCUGAUCCACGCCCCUACUUUUUUUUUAAAGGUAUCUGUGACCAACAGAUCUGUAUUCUCAGUCAUGUGGAAUCCAUAGAUUAGGAUGUAAUGAAUUCAUUUAAAUUGACUGAUUUCCAUGUAUGAACUGUAAGUCAGUAAAAUCGUUGAAAUUGUUGCAUGAUGCGUUGAUAUUUUUGUUCAGUGUACAUGUUAUAUACAUAGAUGACUCUGUUUCACACUCAUACAGAGCAACACAGAUGGACAGAAUGUUCCUAUGUCAAUAUUGAUCACACAAAACAGAUGGGGAUAGGUAAAUGCUUGAGACUUAACAUGUUUCAUGAUAUCAUUGUCAUCGAGAGUCAAAAUAAUCAACACUUCUUUCAGAAGAAAACCUGAAAGUUUAAUGAAUUUCCAUCAACAACACCUAAGGCUCCAUAUAGCCCUACAUUGGGAACGACAAACAGAUAACACAGGGUCGAUUCCCAAAUGGCACCCUAUUCCCUAUUUAGUGCACUACAUUUAACCAGGGCCCAUAGGGCUCUCGUCAAAAGUAGUGCACUAUGUAGGAAAUAGGGUGCCAUUUGUCAUGCACAUAAAUUAUUUGACAUUUAAAAAAAUAUAUGUUUAGGCAAUGUAGAACAAUAAAUAGGAUAUAAUUUUCAAAUAUUCAAAAAACAGGUGGCAUUUUUGUUAUUUUGUUAUUUGCAAUUCCCCAUGUGUUUGCUCAUCCAAGACUUAGAGUUACAGAUGUCUGCAUUUGUUAAAGAAAUUGAAUGCAGUUUAAAGGUAAAUGUGUCUUUCAGGAGGGGGUGAUCACUUUAUGUCAGUUUCCCUUUGUGCCAAAGGUUUCACAUAUGAACCAAAAAAAAGGAAGAUAGUUGAGAUAAACUUCCACAGAACUUAAAUGAUUAGUAGAGAGUCAUGUGCGUUGUUUUCCUCCUCUAGUAUUUUUUUUCUACUUUUCUAAAAAUCCAACUCCCAGUUCGCCGUAACCAUAGUGAUAGAAACAACGUCACCCGUCGGUUUUCCAAAAUAAUUUAUUUCUCUACGAAUGUUUUUUUUUUUUUUUACAAAAAAAAUAAACGUUUUUUUUUUAUUAUAAAAUAAUUUCAUUGGGAUGUUAUUUUGCAUCAUCAUCUGCAUGUGGGCCAUUUUUACCAUUUUUUUUAUCACUAGCUUGCUAUGCUCCUAAGUUGUUUUAACGUGUAACAGAUGGAUUUGUGUUGUCAUGUGGCCAUCAUCGACCAAUUGUGUUGUUAUAACCAUAUAUCCGUUUUGAGGCAAUUAACAAUACGUGGCUAACAAACGCACAAUUUUUUUUUUUUUAAACGUGUAAUGAAUAUGAGGCAUGUACACACAAGAUGAAUAUCACAUCACCUUCUGUGAUUUGUUUUGUUUUAAUAUUGUACAGAACAGUACCUUUGAGAAGAAUUGACAAGGUGGCAUCCAACAAGAUUGGUUUAUAUAUUGUUGAGUAAAGGUUUAGUCACCUGAAUUCAGUCAUGAAAAAAGAGAAUCAAAAGCAAAUUAAUAAAUGUAAAACAAUGAGAUGACAAUCUCUGCUGUAAUGUAAAUGGCUACAUAUGCAUAUAUUGGUGAGUGUGUGUGUGUGUGUGCAGCGAGUGUGUGUGUGUGUGCAGCGAGUGUGUGUGUGUGUGCAGCGAGUGUGUGUGUGUGCAUUUUUGUGUGUAUGUAUACUGGCAUGAACCUUGCCAGAAUAUUUUAUGUACACACACGUAUCUUGUAUAAAAUCUAUAUAUGAUAUACCUGCUAUAUAAUAUAUAUGCUUGUAAAUUAGUCAUUGGUGGGUACAGGUUCAAGGUUGCUUGGAGAGAAAGCUUAAAUGUUUGCCAGCAGUAUAGUAUUGAUCAACUCUGUGUUGUCAUGCCUUUGUAAAAUAUCCCAUCAAAAUCUAAGAAAAAAUGACCUUCCAUACAUGUAAUUUUACUUGAACCAUUAAAUAUUGAAAUGUCAAA
Molecule: messenger RNA, 11934 nt
Organism: Oncorhynchus nerka (sockeye salmon)
Lineage: Eukaryota; Metazoa; Chordata; Actinopteri; Salmoniformes; Salmonidae
Product: protocadherin-11 X-linked-like
Exons: 7
Coding region: 804-4571 (1255 amino acids)
Biological process (GO): homophilic cell-cell adhesion
Cellular component (GO): plasma membrane
Molecular function (GO): calcium ion binding
Source: RefSeq, a predicted model, not a curated record